Messenger RNA from Candidozyma haemuli, 1515 nucleotides. RefSeq names its product purine-cytosine permease (gene FCY21). Gene Ontology annotation, molecular function: nucleobase transmembrane transporter activity. The transcript has 2 exons. Bases 1 to 1515 code for a protein of 504 amino acids. NCBI's taxonomy places the organism in Eukaryota, Fungi, Ascomycota, Pichiomycetes, Serinales, Metschnikowiaceae. The record is from RefSeq and is a predicted model, not a curated record. Gene Ontology annotation, biological process: cytosine transport; transmembrane transport. Gene Ontology annotation, cellular component: plasma membrane; fungal-type vacuole membrane.
AUGUCCGACCAGGAAAGAGCCUUGGGCAAUGCUUUAGAAAGAAGAUCGUUGGAGGAGUCUGGACACGCUGAGACCUCCGAGGCUUCCGUCAACAUCUUCGACAGAUGGGCUGCUAAGCUUAAUGCCGAGACGAAAGGUGUUGAUCUUGUGCUUGACGAUGAAAAGACUGACGCUUCCAUUUGGAACGCUGCUUCUAUGUGGUUGUCUGCCAAUUUGGUCAUUGCCACUUUCUCCUUGGGUGCCCUUGGUAUCACUGUGUUCAAGCUUUCAUUGUUCCAGUGUAUUAUGGUGAUUGUCUUCUUCGCUCUCUUGGGUGCCUCGCCAGUGGCAUACUUCUCCAUCUUCGGAUGCCGUUUGGGUCUCCGUCAGAUGGUUGUUUCGAAAUACCUUUUAGGUAACUACGGUAUGAGAAUUUUCGCUUUCAUUAACAUGAUCGCUUGUGUUGGUUGGGGUGCUGUGAACAUUAUGGCCUCUGCUCAGUUGCUUAACAUUGUCAAUGACGGAGCACUCCCGCCUUGGGCUGGCUGUUUGAUUUUGGUCAUCUGCACUAUCUUGGUCACUUUCUUCGGUUAUCAUGUCAUUCACAUGUACGAGAAGUGGUCGUGGAUUCCAAACUUGGCUAUUUUCAUUGCCAUCAUCUGCCGUAUGGCCAUGGCUCAGACUUUCACUUGGGGUGAGACCAAAGGUGGUGAAACCACUGCCGGUAAUGUCUUGUCUUUCGGUGGUACCGUUUUCGGUUACGCCAGUGGCUGGACUACCUAUGCAUCUGACUACACUGUCUACCAGCCUCGUAACGCCAACUCGUUCCGUAUUUUCUUUGGUAUCUUGGCCGGUCUUUUGUUGCCCUUGAUCUUCACCUUGAUUUUGGGUGCUGCUUGUGCUACUGCUACCUUGAGAAAUGACGAGUGGGCUGACCUCUACCAAGAGAAGGCUGUUGGUGGUCUUGUUUACGCCAUUCUCGUGAAGGACUCUCUUCACGGCUUCGGUCAGUUCUUGUGUGUUGUCUUGGCCCUUUCUACCGUUGCUAACAACAUUCCAAACAUGUACUCUGUUGCCAUGAGUGCCCAGGCCUUUUCUUCGUACUUGAAGAAGGUUCCUCGUGUUGUUUGGACCGUCUGUGCCAACUUUGUUACUUUGGCUAUUUGUAUUCCUGCUUACUACCAUUUCGAGUCCGUUAUGGAAAACUUUAUGAAUUUGAUCGGUUACUACUUGGCCAUCUAUGAGUCCAUGUGUCUUUCCCAGCAUCUUAUCUGGAACAGAGGCCGUUGGUCUGCUUAUGACUACGAGAACUACAUGGACAAGCGUGCCUACCCUGUCGGUUUGGCUGGUGUCUUUGGUUUCUGUUGUGGUGUCGCUGGUGUUGUUCUUGGAAUGAACCAGCAAUGGUACAGUGGUGUCAUCGGUAGACAGAUCGGUGAGAGAGGUGGUGACAUUGGCUUCGAGUUGGGAGCCGGUUUUGCAUUUGUUGGGUUCAACUUGAUGAGACCCAUCGAGAUCAAGUACUUUGGAAGAUAA